CCCGGGGUACCGCAGAGGAGCGUUGCCGUGACAACGCGGCCUAGUCGGGCAGGCUCCGCCUCUCAACCCCGUCACUUUGCCGCCUCCCCGCGUCUAUUUCGGACCUCAAAGCGGCAGAUUUCGACGCUGAUUGUGACCGCGAGCGUCUCCCGCGGCGACGGGGCGAGCCCGAGGCACGAAGAGGUGGAAUGUCUUCGCCCGCAGAGGUGCGGCAGGCGGGCAGGCCGGCUAGGCGAGGCGUAGGCUUCAUCACUCCGAGCGGAGACAGCGGAGACAGCGGAGACAGCGGAGACAGCGGAGACAGCGGAGACAACGGAGACAGAGGAGAGAGACGUGGACUGCAGCCGUCGGACACCGCGACCCAGCGGAGACACUUGGGGGACAACGGUCUGCCGGGACUGCUGCAGCGUCUGGCCAGGAGCUGGGGGGGCCGGGGCCCCCUAGGGAGUCUUGGGGGGGGGCCCCAGUUGAGCAGGGGCGGUGAGGGGCCCCCCCAGGAUCUCACGGAGACACGGAGCGUCUCAGCAGAGAUCCGGCACAGCCUGAGAGAGCAAGAUGUGAAAUCGGCGUGGAAAAGUCUCCAUCAGGAUGUGGAGUUGAGUCCUGGUCGACUCAACCGCAAAUGAGUACCUGGGCUG
This is a messenger RNA of Lethenteron reissneri (Far Eastern brook lamprey), 638 nucleotides long. RefSeq names its product collectin-12-like. Lineage: Eukaryota; Metazoa; Chordata; Hyperoartia; Petromyzontiformes; Petromyzontidae. The record is from RefSeq and is a predicted model, not a curated record.